AUGAUAUCUGCCCUAGGUUUACAUCGAUCCAGCACAAGGACACGAGCGUUGAGCAACGACAACAUCGACCAUAUCACGCUCCAAUGCCAGCCACGUACGUUCUGGGCUGCCUACACGAUGGAAACAUAUCUAUGCAUCGUCCUCGGUAGACCAAAACACUACAAUGACGAUGACAUAGACCAGAAUUUUCCAGAUCCGAUCGUUGACGAGGCUCUCGCAGCAUCCGGCCACACCAGAGACAUUGAAGAAGACAGUCCAGUCGAUGGAUUGAUAUGGCAUGCCAAACUAGCACAAAUCAUUAGUUCUACCUCUCGUGAAGUGUACACCAUUAAGCGGACCACCACUAGCACCCGCCCGUCAGCCAUCUAUCGUCUCGGAGCUGAACUCAAACACUGGAGGCAUGAUCUACCGCCUCAUCUUGGCAAGAUCAAGGCAUCAAGUUUAGUGCCUACCCUCAAGAGACAGUCACUGGCGUUGCGACUAGCGUACUGCCAUGCACAAAUGCACACCCACCGAGCUAUAUUGGUAGAGACCCACGGGCCUACCACGGACUCUAGACAAAUGCAGGAUAGUGUGGACGAAUGCCUCAAAGGCGCAGAGACGGCGAUGGAGACAGUCGAGACCAUGGUGAAGGAUGGCGCCCUUUCCUACUCCCUAUGGUGGUCGCAGUAUGUGCUAUUUUGCGCUCUGUCAGUGGCCUUCGUCUUCGCCAUCCAGCUCAAGAAGGGCACUUGGGUCAAUCAAGAUCGCCAAUUCCAUGGCCUGCUGGAUCUUGCUAAUCGCUGCAAGACACUCUUGUGGGACAAUAAUUUUGCAGGUGCACGUUACACCGCUACCCUCGACGAGCUGAUGAAGGAGGCCCAGCAGAUGUCAAGUAUUGCGAACAGUGGUGGGCAUGGUGAUACACGACCGUCCAUGACUGCUUUAACUUUCGGCAGUACAGCGCACCAUGAUGGCAUUCCUCAUCAAGCUACAUCCUAUGCUGAAGCGGAUGUGCUUGGCCAAGAAGCAUACCCUGAUUUGUUUGAUGAUUGGGACCCCUCCGACUGGCUCGAUCUGGAUGCCUCUGCGUACAACACAUUCUUUGAGUAA
Messenger RNA from Recurvomyces mirabilis, 1092 nucleotides. RefSeq lists its product as uncharacterized. Gene Ontology annotation, cellular component: nucleus. The transcript has 2 exons. Bases 1 to 1092 code for a protein of 363 amino acids. Gene Ontology annotation, molecular function: sequence-specific DNA binding; zinc ion binding. Gene Ontology annotation, biological process: positive regulation of transcription by RNA polymerase II; DNA-templated transcription. Lineage: Eukaryota; Fungi; Ascomycota; Dothideomycetes; Mycosphaerellales; Teratosphaeriaceae. The record is from RefSeq and is a predicted model, not a curated record.